AUGACACAAAGUCUCACUCCACCGUUGAGCAACGGCUCAACGUCCAGCUCAAAUGAUAGCCCAGGUGAGCUAGCACCUGCCUACGAAUUCACCGACUCUGCUACUCCUGCACCUGGUCCUUCCGGCGAGGUCGACCGCAUUGCCUCUAUACUGGCCAACGCCUCCCUCAAGAUCUGCGAUGGACCCGGCCUGGCGCCUCACGAGCGUAAAGAGCUUGAAAAGGCCAUCAGCGAAGGCGUUCGAAUCGGCUACAGAAAUGUCAAAAAGCAGCUCUGCACCCUCGAUCAGCUCAAAGACCAUCUCAAGCUUCUCGACGUCUUUGAUCGACUACGUCAGGCUGUUCAUGACGGCACCGAGUACUUUGACUAUCCCACUUGCCACCAAGAUGCAGGUCACAUCGACGAGCCCGGCAUCCAGGCACCCCCUCCACCCUACCAUCCAGUUGCGGAGCCACUCCAACCUAUCAGCUCCAAGACGGGUCACCGCCCGACUCAGCAGGAAGCUGAUGAGGCUCAAGCCGAGAUGAGCCAGCAGCUCCUCCGAGAACGUCGUUGGAACAUCUAUCUCAAUCGCGCUGCUUACCGUCUCGAGCUCUAUUGCACCAAUGUGCUCGCUUCUGAACCGCUCGCUACCUACUAUAACACGGUGCUCAAACCAAAACGUGCUCAGGAUCGGCCUGACCACCAAAAUACCCUUCUUGAAGGCUUUGAGCUUCCCGACUUUGCCCUUCCACCUAUCGAUGUUGCACUUAUGCUUCACGCUUACCAUCUCAACCCGCUCCGCAAGGAAGAAGAUUCGCAACGCCUUCGCAGCCGAUUCUCCCUCUCCUUGUUCGACUAUCCGCUUCAUCAGCUCGCCAAGCGCAUUCAUCCAACUCUUCCCAUUUUCAACGACGUCGAGCUAGCAAAGGCCUACUGGCUCGAAUCUAUCACCACCCAGCGCUCCAAGCAGCCAUGGGAUCUCUGCCUGCAACCGCCUCCCGGCCCUCCUACCAACGCCCAGGAGACGCACGGCGGUACCAUCUUUGGUCUUCGGAUCGAGUGCCCUCGCUGCUCAGCGCCUCAAUACAUCCCCUGGACCGGCGUUGGCGACCGGCCGAACCAAGUCGGCAUUGGCGAAACCGGCUGGGAGCGCCUUUGCACCAACACCACCAACUGCGCCCAACCCAUCACUGCCGACCAUCUCCAGAUGCGUCGCUUCCUCAACGACUAUACAGUUUGGCGAAGAUCGCCUGGUCGACCCAAUGCCGAAAGAGGUGUCUUUUUUAUGGCCGGCACCAUGCUCGGCGACACGGACAAGAAACGCCCCUCCCAAGACUACUUUGGAGAGGCCCUCCUCCUGCCCAUAUUCCGCCACGAGAAACCCAGUCAAGCUGGUCACACAAGAUUUCACAAUCCUACAAAUUGGAAACACCUACUGGAAAUCAACAAUGUGGCCGCUCGGUGCGACUACAGUAUGACCGCCUUCCGUCGGUGGUUCGAGGAACGCUGGCUGAGUUCCGCCGUCCAGCCCAUGAUCAAGAUGCCCCAACACAAGGCACAGCAGAUGACACGCAUUGCUAUACUCAUGCGCUGCUACCAGAACGGUAAUGCUGCCGCGUACGGCGAAGGCCUCUGUGACGUCGUCGAUGCAGUCAAGCGCCAAACGAGCUUCAACAUCGAGAUGGAGAAGCUCGGAUGGUCCAAACACCAUCAUCUCCUAGACCAGGGUGUGCUAGAUGACGUCCUUUCUCGUAGCUUGAUUCGCUACAGCAAAUUUAUGGACUUGAUGGCGUCCACUCACACGCUGCUCACGCCAACGCUCGAUAUCGAUCUCUGCUGGCACACACACCAGCUACAAGCUCGUUACUACGACCAAACUUUCGACAUCGUUGGCCGCUUCAUCAACCACGACGACGCCAUCGAGACGGGAAUUCUCAAAGAUGCCUUUGACCGCACUGCCGCGCUCUGGAAGCAACGUUACAGUCAGCCUUACUCGCUCUGCGGCUGUGUGUACAACAAUCCGGGAGCCAUAAAAAAGCUCAAGGCUCUGCUCGGCAGUAGUAACAGCGGUGCCGUUGUUGAUUCAUCCGAAGCAACUUCAGGAUUCACGAAGCGCCUAAAGGGAAAGUGGCGAGCCUCAAAGGCACUUCCAGGCGACGAGCGGGACGACGCAGCCAUCUGGCAGGACGCCACUCAUCCCAGUGCCCACUCGGCUGUGAUUGUCAAAGAGGAGGAGCACCGUCAUGACAGGCUUCGUGAAGAGAUGGUCAAGGAGUGGGCACGGGCGAAGCGCCGAGAAGGCCACGAAAGUGCAUUUGUGUUCGGAUACAACACUCCCGGUCUGUAUCCGUUUUACUACAGCCCACUUUACAACACCCACUAUGUCAGCCGAGGAUCGACUGGCGAUGCUACUCUUGAUGCUUACAGCAAAUAUGGUGUCUACGGACUGUCAACCAUCACUGUUAAUGGCGCGGGAAGCUUGAUGGCUAGUACUGCGUUUGCCGCCGGCGUUGGAUGCGGUGGCGGUGGUGGAGGGUGCGGGGGUGGAGGCGGAGGAGGGGGGUGUGGCGGUGGUGGUGGUGGUGGCGGCUGCUAA
Molecule: messenger RNA, 2577 nt
Organism: Mycosarcoma maydis (corn smut)
Lineage: Eukaryota; Fungi; Basidiomycota; Ustilaginomycetes; Ustilaginales
Exons: 2
Coding region: 1-2577 (858 amino acids)
Source: RefSeq, a predicted model, not a curated record